Neodiprion fabricii is the source of this 1960-nucleotide messenger RNA. RefSeq lists its product as uncharacterized. Gene Ontology annotation, cellular component: nucleus. Gene Ontology annotation, molecular function: zinc ion binding; DNA-binding transcription factor activity, RNA polymerase II-specific; RNA polymerase II transcription regulatory region sequence-specific DNA binding. The record is from RefSeq and is a predicted model, not a curated record. The coding region runs from base 1 to 1440 and encodes 479 amino acids. Lineage: Eukaryota; Metazoa; Arthropoda; Insecta; Hymenoptera; Diprionidae. The transcript has 3 exons. Gene Ontology annotation, biological process: regulation of transcription by RNA polymerase II.
AUGGACAUUCAGCAGAAGUGCCGGCUGUGUUUUUUCAAAGUUCACAAACCCCAAAAUAUCUUCACUACCUCGGGUCUGCUGAAUAAAAUUAGAAAGUUCACCGACAUUCAGGUAAAACGAGGAGAUGGCCUGCCGAGCAACGUGUGCGAUCUGUGCGUUAUGAAAUUAAAAAUCGCGGAUAAAUUCCGUCGGCAAGUAGGAAGAACGGACAAAUUGAUCCGAGCCUUUGUCUCAAGCCAUGCAGGGUCCCAGCGGUACAGUUCGAAGAAUAAAAGUAUGCCGAAUCUACGGAAAUUCGGCACGAGUAAUUCCUUCCACGAUUCCCAAGAUCUGUUCAGGUCGAAUUACCGACAUAGAGUCUGUCGAGAACGGAUGCACACUUCGAGGAAUAUGUCGAGUUUCAGGUGGCGGGAGGGAUCGAGCGGUAGGAAAUCGCGAAGCGUCGUCCGACACGGGGAGAGCGAUUUGGACCGAUCUUUCAUCUACUCGAGCUCAACAGCGAGGUCAUUGACCGCUAGUUACACGACAUUGACCAAUCGUUGCCGUGCGGAGGAAAACCCUGAGGAUUUCUCGCUGCCUUCGUCGUUUGCGAGUGUUUUCGAUUCGAACGAGCGGCAGGAUAACGGAGCGAAGAGAACGCGCGGCUUUCGAAUCGUGCGACACAGGCAGCGAGAAAGACGACUCUUAAAAAAGCGACAGGUCCGCGGCGAGGAGUCCCUCAAGAGUACGAGCAGGAACGUAAUUAACUACCAGCUUGCAUCGAGCGGCCAACACGCCCUCCAACAGAGCUGUGGACUCCCCGCGGAUCCUCUGAAUUUACUAAAAGUAAAGAAAGUCCGGCCCCUCCUUGAUCGUAACGACGACGACGACGACUCCGCGGCUUCCUCCGUUUCCACCGGACGCUCAUCGCCGUCAUGGCGAUAUGACGGGAAAGCCAGACUCGCACGGGACUUUCAAACCCGUUUUUCAUCCCCAAGCUCCGCGGGCUCGAAUUUUUCCGACGAGUUCUUCGACCCGAUUACGCCGGAAAACGCCGUCCCCCAGAAACGAUACUUUUACCAAAGAACCAGAGUCGUUUCUGAAACUCGCCUGGCUUCCGCCAACGUUCACACAAUCGACGUCGGCCGCGCUCAGGGUGACGGCCCCGUCUCGACCCCCGAUAACUCAAAAAUCCCGGUCAACUGCCCCUUAUGCAAAAAGAUCUGCGCGAGCCUGCACGGCUUCAAGAUUCACGUGCGCAUGCACGCAUCGGAGAAAUGCCGAUUAUGCGAAGCUUCAACGGAGAGCAAAGAAAAGUUCAGAAAACACAUGGUGUCGCACCUCGAGUCGAAGCCUCAGUUUCAGUGCAGAUGCUGCAAGAGGGUUCUUAAAACGAAAGCGGGUCUGAGCAUCCACGUCCGAAUUCACUCGAAGAGCGUACCUGCGGCCAUCGGAGUGUGAUCUCAAUCCCCGAAAACUUACAACAUCCAACGAGGCUACAUCGCUCACAAUCAAUGCGUACCGUAGCCGUUUCGAUUCGGAGUAAAUUGCUUGCGGUGCGUCAGGAAGGUUCUUUGUAAGAUUAGCGCGUCAAAGAGUAAACUAAUUACAAAUCGAUUAAUUUUAAAGCGAUCAGUGAAUACCGCGGUAUGUUGUUUGCGUGAGAAAGGUAUUUGCGACGAGUAUGGUAUUCAUUCGCUUUACGUUUUAGGUUUUAAUUCAUUUUAUCUGCAGACAUAUUGUUUCCAUGAUACAAUAACUAAUAGAAUGUAUUCCCCAUAUAGAUUCGAGAUGAAAAAUGUCAAUUCUUGUAGAAACUAAUUUCCACAGUAUAACCCAGUGUCUCAAACCGGAACAAUGCCCUCAUUCAAAAAAAUGCGUUCUUCAAACAGAUUGUAUAAAUGUGACGCCGGCUCAUUAAUCCCCACCGGUGCAUAUGCAUACAAACCGGGUGCGAUCAAAGCAGUCAAGCUGGAACGCU